This is a messenger RNA of Biomphalaria glabrata, 6673 nucleotides long. RefSeq names its product signal peptide peptidase-like 3. NCBI's taxonomy places the organism in Eukaryota, Metazoa, Mollusca, Gastropoda, Planorbidae. Gene Ontology annotation, cellular component: lumenal side of endoplasmic reticulum membrane; cytoplasmic side of endoplasmic reticulum membrane; Golgi-associated vesicle membrane. The record is from RefSeq and is a predicted model, not a curated record. Gene Ontology annotation, molecular function: aspartic endopeptidase activity, intramembrane cleaving. The transcript is spliced from 14 exons. Gene Ontology annotation, biological process: membrane protein proteolysis. The coding region runs from base 506 to 1681 and encodes 391 amino acids.
UAUUGUUUCUUUGUUUGUAGGUGACGAAGGCCUCGUGUCCCAAACAGCCAACCAUUUCUGUGAAUCGUAUGUCUCUGUACACUUGUUUACCCCAGCAGCGGUAUGCAUUGACAUUGUUUGUUUCGAGUAAGGAAUUGGGCUUCUCUCAGUCCAGCGGUUGAAACAACUCAGGCAACUAUUGAGCGCGUGCUAAGUCUGAAGUAGACCCCCCCCACACACACACACCUAAACGUGUUCUCUUACCUCGGCCACACCUCUUGUAUACUACUCACCAACAGACCAAUGAGUCCUAAAGGUGGCCUGACACAAAGAGACACCGCCGAGGUGUGUGCACCAUGUGGCACAAGGAGUAAGUGCAUAUUACCGCGUGAGGUGGGCUGUCUUAACAAAGACACGUUCGUCAUUCGGGCAUAGCGCCCUGACACGGCAGGUUACAGUGGAACAAGUCUCUCCACUGAUUUCUUUUCAUAAAGGUUUGGAUGGUGGACUGGUCAGACUGGAAGAAAUGCCUGAAGAGCAGAACACGGAGACAGCCACUAUAUCGGCACUGACCAUUGUGGACUCUUCUAGAAUUUCUACCUUCAUCAUCUCCAUUCUGUUGAUAGUCUAUGGCAGCUUCAGGUCGUUGAAUAUUGAAAGAGAAAGAGAGAAAGAGAAAGAUGAAAAAGAGAAAGAAAAGUUUGGACUCAACCUGCCCAGCAGUAGCAACACAGAUGCUGAAUCUCAGCUUCAGACCCUGGAUACUUGCCAGGCUAUGUUCCUUCCAGUGGGGGCCUCUAUCUCUCUCCUCAUUAUGUUUCUCUUUUUUGAUUCACUCCAAGUUGUAUUUGCCAUCUUCACUGCAAUUCUGGCAACUGUAGCAUUUGCCUUUCUCCUUCUACCAAUGUGUCAGUAUUUUGUACAGCCAUGUUCCAGUGGUCAGAAAGUUUCUUUUGGUGUGUGUGGCCGGUUCACUGCUGCUGAAAUCAUCUCCUUCUGUCUCUCUUUUACCAUUGUUUGCGUCUGGAUCCUCACUGGACAUUGGCUGUUGAUGGAUGCUCUAGGAAUGGGGCUGUGUGUAGCAUUCAUUGCCCUGGUACGUCUACCAAGCUUGAAGGUCUCCACACUUCUGCUUGUAGGCCUGCUAGUCUAUGAUGUAUUUUGGGUUUUCUUCUCAUCUUACAUUUUCAGUACAAAUGUGAUGGUCAAAGUGGCAACAAGGCCAGCUGAUAAUCCAGUUGGUUUGUUUGCCAAGAAGCUUCACUUGACUGGUCUUGUAAGGGAUGCACCAAAACUUUCUCUACCUGCCAAAUUAGUAUUUCCAAGUUCUCAAAAUUCCAGUCACUUCAAUAUGCUUGGCUUGGGAGAUAUUGUGAUGCCAGGCCUUUUGUUGUGCUUUGUGCUACGUUAUGAUACAUACAAGAAGUCGCAAACCUGCUCUGCGGAAACAGGAGUUCCACCUCCACCUAAUUAUGUCCAGCGGCUGUCUUACUUCCACUGCUCCCUGAUUGGAUAUUUCUUAGGCUUGUUGACAGCGACAGUCUCCUCAGAAGUCUUCAAAGCUGCUCAACCAGCUCUGCUCUACCUCGUUCCAUUUACACUCCUUCCUUUAUUGACCAUGGCAUACCUCAAGGGAGAUCUACGGCGGAUGUGGCAUGAACCUUUCAUGGUUGUCCCCACGCCCAAGCACAUGGAAGUGUAGCAAGUCACAUAGGAGAUGCUGAUCCUCUCUCUCUCUUUGUUUCUGUGGGAAUGAGCUUCCCUCUGUUGUGCGAUGUUCACAUGAAGCGGGAAGCCUCAUUUGACAGGGUGUCUUACAGAAAUAUUAACUAGGACUAGGGCCCCCCACUCCCCAAGAGUCACAAGUGGUAAAACAUAAAAACUAUGGGGGGGCCCGGACAAAAAAUAAAAUGGAACCAAUGUUGAGGUUUCAUUUAGAGGUUUGAACUUUUUGUGAUUUCUUUUGGAUUAUUUAUCUCAAAGCAAAAAGAUGUGCCAUUUAACAGAUAAUCAAGGCUGAAAAUAACAGCACACACAUACUAGGAUACACAAUGACACAUUCAGGAUUCAUCACCAGUUUUGAUAUUUGUUUCUAUUGUAAAGUAUUUCUGUAUGUUAGAGUGGGGUGAAAAGGUUUAGGUUGGACUGUAUUUAUUCAUCGGACUCUAAAAAGAGUGUAGUGCUGCAGUUGCCUAGAGAAAGGAAAGAAUUAUGUGGACUUUUGAACAAGAAAAGCAAUACAGAUUUGCACCUAGAUUUUCCAACGUGGUAUGUGAAAUAAAGCCAUUAUUCCCAGACUGCAGCCUACAAUUGACAUGAUUUCAUUCUGAGGAAGUUUGGGACACAUGUCCAUAUGUUAAUCUCAGAGCCUCAUUGCCAAUUGACUUGACAUUCAUCUUUCACACUAAAACAUUUAAUGCAUAGAAUGGUAAGCUACAACUAGAACAUAGAAUGGUCACAAGUUUAUGUGGUUGAUUGUUACUGGAAGGAAGGUAGUUUUGUUUAUUCCAAGUUAUUGUGAACAUUUGUUAAAAUCUGUAUAUUUUUUGUGUUUAUUCCUGUGUGAUUUAUGAAUUAUUGUUGACAAGAAAUGUCCUUUCUUAACUAGUAUUCUGUUCAGGAUCUACCUAAUUUCAAAAGAAUCUAAGGUGGUGUUUUUUUUUUAUUCCAAUAGUAUAAACAUAAUUAACACUACCUUUAUUAUAGUUAUAGGAGUAAAAUUUAUUCCACCAUUUAAGCAAGUUCUAUAUUUAUAGAUAUAAUACAAAGUUAUCUUUAGACUCGUAUAGCACAGCAUUGGCUCUGGUUGCACUUUAUUGAGUUGGAUCACUACAUUUGAGUUAGACCAAUACAUAUUGUUUCUUUAUAAUAAAUAUAUUUGUUGACUAAUUAAGUGGUUACUAAAUGAAACUUUGAAUUUGUUUCAUUCUUGGAUUGAACGUAUGUAUCAGCUAUUGCACCAUUGACCCUUUAGAUGGAAAGGAGAAUGCACUUUUUAACUAAAGAAUAUUGUAUUAUAUCUAUUUUAAAACCUGUUUGACAAGGAGCUUAAAAUAGACUGAACACGCUUUAAUAAAUGACACAGUGGAUGCUUAACAAAGUACAUUUCAAUGUAUUCCAAUAAAUAAGUGUUAAAGAAAUGAUAGUCAUUUCCAAUGUAUUGUCUGUUUGAAAUACAAUCUUCAUCACUGCCUUAUUGAAUCUAAUAAAAGUUAAGUUACGAUUCUUCUACAUUUUGUAGAACAAUAGUUUGGGCUGUGUCCUCAUUUGGGUCAGUGUGCAACCUUUAACCCUAGAAAGCUGUACUGGUAGGUGAUUUUCUAAUAAUGUUGACAUUUUUAGUGUUUGUCCACAUCAACUCGGUCAAAAGGCUGACGUCAUGUUCAUGUGUUACGUUUCUGAGAGUUCCCCCAAUUGUUUGUCCUAGAAGUAGUAUGAUCAAACUGCUUACUUUAAGAUUGCUGUUAUCAAGUUCUUUGGUUGUCUUGAUGUUUUGGUUUAAGGUUUUGCUGAGCUUUGAUUUGGCUUUGAUGUGUGGAAUAUUUUUUGAUGUCAUUUUAAACUCUCGUCUUUAUUUGAUGCUUGAUGGCAAUAGACCAGUAUGCCAUGAAGCCUUACCAUUUUUUUUUUCUGUAGAAAUUUAACUUUUAUAAAAUAGGGAAAGCCUACGUUUUGAUCCCGCAGUUGAAGCUCCACUUCACAUUGGAACCACAUGAUGUGUUCAAGCUUAGAUACACAUAUAAGCUGUCUCUUUCAACGUACAUUAGUACAGCACCCUGACUCCUCCCUUCUUUUCUGUACAAGUAAAGUACCCCCCCUCUCAGACCAUGUGGUCUGUAGGGCAGAGAUGUAAAGGUCAUCUGUUUCUGUGGUCCAUGGUUAAUGAGGGUGUCAUGUGGCUAGCACAAUGACCAACCAGCUUUACUUUUCCCCAACUUAUGUCAGGUGCCCAUUAGAGCUGAGUAAAAAUUAAAAUUGAAAGUAAAAAUUCCAUUCCUCAAACCUGGGCCGGUUUGGAAACCAAGUGCUUUACCACUCAGCCACCAGGCUUCUUUCUUUUAGAUCCCAGUGAAAAGUCUGACAUUGCUUGAACUCUGAAAUUUUUAGGUUUUCUACCCAAAGUAAGUUCAGACUAUACUUGAUCCCAUUUCAUUGAAUAUGCUGAGACACUUCUUGUUUAUUUCCUCCAGCUAUCAAUGAAACUGUACGAAGUAUAUCAUUGAUAACACAGCCCUCUGACAGAUGCUUUAUUUCCAACACUGAAAGUCCAUGGGCCCAUUGCAGUAAAAGUAAAAAAAGUUCCCCUUUCAGACCUUGUGGUCUACAGAGCAGAUGAUGUAAAAGGUCAUCUGAUUCUGUGGCCUACGGUUAACGAGGGUGUCAUGUGGCCAGCACAACAACCAACCUUCUUUACUUUCCCCAACUACUGUCAGGUACCCAUUAGAGCUGGGUGGACUCAGAGGCGCCCUAAUAUCCCGAAAUUAAAAAUCCCAGUCUUCACCAGGAUUUUAACCCAGGACCCCCGGUUCAGAGCGCUUUACCGCUCAGCCACCGUGCCGCCCAUUGCAGUACCAGAAAACAAAUAACCACAUUGUCAUUUCUUUUUGCUCUGUCCAUACAUUUUAUUGGAAAAAACAAACACAAUAUUUGUGGAUUUUAUGACAUCAUCUUACCAACCUGUUUAUGUUAUUGCUUUGUGUCUGGACAUCAUUCAGAUGGCUCCCUAACUUAAAAGAAGUCUUGACUGGGCACGACAUGGCCUAAAUUAUGCCAAUGUGCCAAAGACCCAAAAUAUCAAAAAGAAUUCUUGAAAUCAUCCAUCUUUGUAGAAACCAAUAAAAACAAAGGACAUAAUUGUUCAUUAAGACAUUUUUGUUUUCUGAUUGUAAGAACUGUAGAGGUUCUUUUUCUUCCUGCUAUUAUAAAUCAAUAAUUAGUUUUUGUCUAGAUUUUGAAGAAGGAUAAAUUAUCAGUUGGGGAUGAAGGCCCAUGUCAAAAGUUAGUGGAAAAGGCAACUGCCAUCAUACUUAUGGUAUCUCCUACAAGAAUUCAAAUCACAGCCAACAUAUAGUUUAUUCCUAUUUAGAUACAGUGCUUUUAGCCAGGAGUGCAGGAAAAUGAAAAAAUAUAUAUAUAUAUAUAUAUAUAUAUUAUGUAUACAUAUCCUUUUAAUUUUGAAGAUAAAUAUUUCCUCAAAAUAUUUAUUUUAAAACUUUUGUUAGAUGAUUUCCUAUCAAUAUGAUGCUUAGAAGUCAGAAGUGGUUUCAACUACACUCUCUAUUCCCUCACUUAUUGACAUCCUUCAGAGUAAGUGUUGAUUUUGAAGCUUUAUAUUUCAUGUGUGGGAUAUGAUAAUUAUCUAUAUAUAUAUAUAUAUAAUUCUUAGAUGAGUCUCUCUAUUUAACUUGGGCACAUUGCCAAUUCUGCUGAGGCUAACAGCUGGUGCUGAUUGGUGGAAAGCUUAUUAAAAUGACAAAUAAAAUAAAUGCAAUAAAAAAAUAUUUGAAACAUUAAAAGAGAUGUAGUGGAUAGAAGCUGGUAUUACAUCAUUGUCCAGUACUUGAAGCCUUUUUGACAUUUACAUUUCUAUCUAAUACAUUAGUCUAUAAACUCUGUUGGAAAGAACAUUUUUAGCUCUAUCACUAGUGUCUAAUGGCUUCCCUUUCUUGAAUAAAUAAAAUGGGUUUCCCUUUCUUUUACAAAUGACUAGUAUAAUUUGUCUAACAGGUUUCCCUUCUUUCAGAAAUGCUUUAUAUGGUUUGUUUGUCUUCAUGCAUACUUUAUUUACAUUCUCAUCCAUGUGGAUAUUUUAGCAUUGAAAAGGCUCUAUGAGUCCAGGAGUGGGUUUCCUCUCCAUUAGGCUUGCCACCUGGAUGUAGAUCUCUUGCUUGUACAUUUUUAUGAUGUUAUAAUUCAUUGAAAAUUUGUACAAUGUACUAUAAACUUAAAAAGUAAUAAUAUUAUGUAUAUAUUGAACAUAAAUAAUGAUCUAUAAAGUUUUAGUUAAGGUUACAAAGAAUUACUAUAAACUGUGUACUCAAGACUUGCGCAACAGAGACCAGUUAUGUUUUUUUUUAAUUCUUGAUUGAACAAUUCAAAUUUUGUGUGAUUGCCAAGCAAAUGUUCCAUCUUGUUUAUUGUCAAAAGACUUCAUUAAUACUGAUGACAUUUUCUGUUCAGCACGUGUGUGUUGUCUUAGUUUUCUUAAUGUUAACACUAGAAGAUUAUUUCUUGUCUUUGUCCACUUGUUGAGUCUGUUAAGCAGUGUGAAGAAAGAAUUAGCAUAUUUGUUUGUACCAGAAAUAGGUUAUGUUGUGGUGCUCUCUCUUCAUGCAUGAAAUCUUAUUCUGUGCUGCUUAACCCCCCCCCCCCUUCUGCCUCAUUUUUCCCUUCCUCCUUAAUAAGAUCACACAUGUUGCCUGCUCAGUUUCUCUUCCACUCCAGCAAUUGUCAGUCCUGCUUGUUUCCCCUUGUUAAUAUGGAUGUGAAUGUGGAAUUCAUGGAUGAAUUAAAUUGUACAAAUUUGUAUUUUCUACAAACUGCUUUCUACAGAUAGCAGUUGUUGUUCUUAUGAAUUUUUUUUUUGUGUGUGUGUUAAGUUUGUUGCAUGUAAAUAAUUUUUUUUGUGGUUGUUCAUUUUUAAUUUUGUCUAUUUUGAAGUAAAAAGCUGAAAAAAUAAUGGAAAAAAAUGAGA